UGGUCUAGGGAACUUGUUGUUGUGGUACAUGCAGAUGUACCUAAACCUAUUGAGGAAGGAGAAAUAUAAAACUGGUCGUCCGAGCGGUGAAUUUGUUUCGUAUCAUAUGUUCUCUGUGUAUACCUAGUGAUUGAAAAUUUUUUUUCAAACUUUUUGUCAUCAACUGCGUACUUGUAUUUUUAUUUUGGUAGCCGUAUCUUCGAAAAUUAUAAGAAUGAACUCCUUCGUAGCCCUCGUCAUCUUAUCAGUGAUCGCGUUAUCCAGCGCGUUCCCUCAACGAGAAGGAGCCUUCUUCACAAACGAAGCGAUCAGACAAGCUCAAAACACCCAACUGAUCCCAGCCGGAGCCCAUAUACAAAAAGUUCAAGAAGGAGUCGAAGUAGCCGCGUUCGAAUCCAUCCCAGGCAACGAACGAAUCAAUUUGUAUCAAAUUCUAAAAGACCACGUACCCGAAGAAGUAGUCAGCAAUUUGCAAAGCCAAGUCGACCAAGUUGGUAAAUCGUAAUUAUUGUGAACUUAGGUACCUAAUAAAGAGUCUACAUAUUUGGCAUUCGACCUUGCGAACUUUUUCAAGCACGUAGAAAGGUCGAAGUAUCUCAUUAUACUUUUAAAAUUAGUUUCCUGUGUGCAUUUUGGAUAAAUUUUCUCGCGAAAAAAUUUAUCUUCGAGGUGUAAUUUGUAACGCAUGUUUGAUGUUACUAUACGUUCUUCAUAAUAAUGUUUAUAUUCUAACCUGUUAUCUUUCUGCAUUGAAUUAUGUAUAUGUAUAGAAUUAUUAUUAUAAAUACACGGUAAUUUUUUUUAUACUGUAAA
Messenger RNA from Planococcus citri (citrus mealybug), 813 nucleotides. RefSeq lists its product as uncharacterized. The transcript has 2 exons. The record is from RefSeq and is a predicted model, not a curated record. Bases 215 to 505 code for a protein of 96 amino acids. NCBI's taxonomy places the organism in Eukaryota, Metazoa, Arthropoda, Insecta, Hemiptera, Pseudococcidae.